AUGAGUGUUUUAAAAAACUUGGCAAAUAACACAUUAAAUGCUAUCACUAACUAUAUAAUUUAUCAGAUAAAAUAACUAUGGGUCGAAUUGUCACAGUAAUUAAACAUGGUAGUUAGAUUUGUUUGGAUACCAUCACAUAUUGGCGUAGUAGGUAAUAAAAAAGCAGAUUCCCUAGCCAAAAAAAUUGUUGAAAUGGAAAACUUAACACCUUGCUCUGAUAUUGAUAUGUCUGUGCCUCACACAGAUGCUGUUAGCCUUAUAAAGCGGCGUAUGUGUGAAGCAUGGGGAAGGUGUUCAUAUCACUGCAUAGAAAAUGAAAACAAGGGUGCUUGGUAUAAUAGUUUGGACGUUCAAAUCAACUCUGUUCCUUGGUUUUGUAAGAAAAGUGAUUACAUAAAUAAAAAAAUUUAUUCAAUUAUUAGUCGUAUGCGCUUUGGUCAUUGUCGUUUAAAUUAUCAUCUUCAUCGCCUCAAAAUGGUCAGUUCCUCAUGCUGUGAUCGUUGUCAAACAUCAAGUGUUCAAUCUUUACAUCACCUCUUCUUUGAGUGUUCGUCCUUCAACAUUCAGCGCCUUGUGUUGUCGGGCGAACUUUUAAAAAUUUAUGAGAAACCUGAAAAUGUCCCGCUGAACAUACAGGAGCUACUUAAGAAUGCCUCAACUUAUUUAUAUUUGUACAGAUACAUUUUGGAGACUGUAGGGGCUGUAUAA
Molecule: messenger RNA, 708 nt
Organism: Aricia agestis (brown argus)
Lineage: Eukaryota; Metazoa; Arthropoda; Insecta; Lepidoptera; Lycaenidae
Exons: 1
Molecular function (GO): nucleic acid binding
Source: RefSeq, a predicted model, not a curated record